AUGGUGCCCAACUCUGCCUACGCGCUCUUCCUUCUUCUGCUGCUCCUCGCCUGCCCGGAGUCGCGGGCUUCCCAGGACUGCCUCAACAAGCAGCAGCUUCUCUCAGCCAUCCGCCAGUUGCAGCAGCUGCUGAAGGGCCAGGAGACCCGCUUCGCUGAGGGCAUCCGCAACAUGAAGAGCCGGCUGGCCGCACUGCAGAACUCUGUGAGCAGAGCGACCCCAGACACCCCUCCAGUUUCCUGCCCGGCUCUCAAUGCCCCUCUGGAUGGCAGAAAGUUUGGAAGCAAGUACUUAGUGAAUCACGAAAUCCAUUUUACCUGCAACCCUGGAUUCCAACUGGUCGGGCCCAGCAGUGUCGUGUGCCUGCCCAAUGGCACCUGGACUGGGGAGCAGCCCUGCUGCAGAGAUAUCAGUGAAUGCUCCAGCCAGCCUUGUCAAAAUGGUGGGACGUGUGUAGAAGGAGUCGACCAAUACAGAUGCAUUUGUCCACCAGGAAGGACUGGAAGCCGCUGUCAGCAUCAGGCCCGGACUGCCACCCCCGAGGGCCGCGUGGCCGGCGACCCCGCCUUCAGCCGCGCGCCGCGCUGCGCGCAGGUGGAGCGGGCGCAGCAUUGCAGCUGCGAAGCAGGAUUCCACCUGAGUGGCGCCGCCACCGAGGACAGCAUCUGCCAGGAUGUGAAUGAGUGUGAGCUCUACAGGCAGGAGGGGCGCCCCCGGCUCUGCAUGCACGCCUGUGUGAACACCCCCGGCUCCUACCGCUGUGCCUGCCCCAGCGGAUACCGCAGCCUGGCAGACGGGAAGAGUUGUGAGGAUGUUGAUGAGUGUGUGACUUCACAACACAUGUGCCCCCGGGAGACUAUGUGCAUCAACACCGGUGGAGGCUUCCAGUGUGUCAGCCCAGAAUGUCCCGAGGGCAGCGGCAAUGUGAGCUACGUAAAGACAUCCCCAUUCCAGUGUGAGCGAAACCCCUGCCCAAUGGACAGCAGACCCUGCCGCCAUAUGCCCAAGACCAUCUCCUUCCAUUACCUCUCUCUGCCCUCCAACCUGAAGACACCCAUCACGCUCUUCCGCAUGGCCACAGCCUCAGCGCCUGGCCGGCCUGGGCCCAAUAGCCUGCGGUUUGGGAUCGUGGGUGGAAACAGCCAUGGCCACUUUGUGAUGCAGCGUUCAGACCGGCAGACGGGGGAGCUGAUCCUCGUCCAGACCCUGGAGGGGCCUCAGACACUGGAGGUGGACGUUGACAUGUCUGAAUACCUGGACCGCACCUUCCAGGCAAACCAUGUGUCCAAGGUCACCAUCUUUGUGUCCCCCUAUGACUUCUAA
Messenger RNA from Trichechus manatus latirostris (Florida manatee), 1323 nucleotides. RefSeq names its product fibulin 7 (gene FBLN7). The record is from RefSeq and is a predicted model, not a curated record. The transcript is spliced from 8 exons. Bases 1 to 1323 code for a protein of 440 amino acids. Gene Ontology annotation, molecular function: calcium ion binding. Lineage: Eukaryota; Metazoa; Chordata; Mammalia; Sirenia; Trichechidae.